CGCGCCGCGGCGGCCGGGCCUGCGCCCCAAGAGCUGGAUGCCAGAGCAGGAGGAAGAGCCGCCAACCGAUCGCUCGAUCGACCGCACGCCCGCUCCUUCGCCCUACCAGACCGGGGAGGGGGGGAGGGCGCGCCAGGGCUUCUUCGAGUUAGGGGCCUGACUCCCCGGCGACAAGACAAGAUGGCUCCUCCGCUCUGCGCUGCAGCUCCCGUCCCGGCUGCGUCGCUCGGCCCGCCCCCGGUACUGUUUCUUUAAAUGGCGGAGAGGGUCAGGCAAGCAGGAAGAGAGGCGCGCGCCCUCACGUGACGGGGGCGGGCCGGCGCGGGCCGGAUCCGGUCACGUGGGCCCGCGUCGCUCGCCAAUCCGCAGGUGGGGGUCUCGGGGCGGGGGCGGGAAGACUCGCGGCGUUGUGAUUGGCCGAAGGCGCGGCGGAGAGGCCUGGGAGGCCCGGGCCGUCGGGAGUGAGCGAGGCGGCUCGCGCUGCGUGCGCUGACGGAGACAAAGCAGUGCCCGAGGUCGCCGUGGCGGCGGUGGCGGCGGCGGCCGAGUCCUGAGCGCCGAGUCUCGUGACGCCAGCCCUGUCGUCAUCUGUUCGGGCGCGGCGUGGCGUGGCGCGCGCGGGCGGCGGCGGAGGCAGCGGCAGCACAUGGUUCCAAGAGCGCGCCGCGGUGGUUGAGUUCCAAUUCCGCGGGGAGGGACAAAGGCAUCUGCGAGCUGCAGGCAACGCCCGACCGGAGCCGGGGGGAGGGGGCGUGCUCGCCGCUGUCCUCCCCGUUCUCUGUCCUGGAUCCGGAACGAGUGACUUUCUCGGAGGUGGCCGCAGGACCCGGGCCUGGGCGGGCCGGAGGGGCCCGAGGCUGGCUUCUGAAGGGGGUGGGGGAAGGGCGCGUCUGAGGCGAUCCGGGCGGGUGUGCUGGGAGGCGUCUCUGGGGGCCACGCUGAGUGGUUCCACCCGCCACCUGUGGUGACUGUGGCCUCCCAGCCUGCUGUGCGGGGGACGGGGCUGGGGGGGUACAGGAAUCCGUCGGUCAGCACCAAGGACCUGCCCGUUGGGAAGCGCUGAGGCGGGAAAGGGCAUCCAUCACUCCCCCGCUGGAACACCUGUGUGAGGAGUCUGGCGUCUUCGGCGGUGACGAAGCCUCCCGUGGUAAUGACGUAGGUGAACCGUCAGCUUUAUGACAGAAGUAGGUCAAUCUCUUGGUUCUCUUCAGGAAACUUAGGAGAACAGAAAAGGACUCGAAGAACGUGAAGAUGAAGCCGCAAUAAACCGCCAGCUUGGAAGACCAUUCUGAACCAUUCACUCCGGAGGCUUCGGGAAUCGCAAGAAGGACGCUCGACUCUUGCUGCUCUUAAGGACUGUAGGUUUAGGAUGUAGUUCUUUCCAAAAAUAUUACAUCAUAGUCACUGAAAUACGUACAUCACUUGCAAUUUCAAAUAUCUGACAAUAUUUUAGAUAGUCGGGAAACUUUGUUUUAUGAGUCACUAAGAAGCACAGAUUUACCCUUGACUGGACCAACCCCUGGGAAAGCCUGUUCCGUUCUAUGUUCUCCACUGUUAACGGGCAAAGACUAGAGACUCACUGCAGUCAUGGCCUUCACCAAUUACAGCAGUCUCAACCGAGCUCAACUAACCUUUGAAUAUCUGCACACAAAUUCAACCACUCAUGAAUUCUUGUUUGGUGCUCUUGCUGAACUGGUUGAUAAUGCAAGAGAUGCUGAUGCCACCAGAAUAGACAUUUAUGCUGAAAGGCGGGAUGACCUCCGAGGAGGAUUUAUGCUUUGCUUUUUGGAUGAUGGAGCAGGAAUGGAUCCGAGUGAUGCUGCCAGUGUGAUCCAGUUUGGGAAGUCGGCCAAACGAACUCCAGAGUCCACCCAAAUUGGGCAGUAUGGCAAUGGAUUAAAAUCGGGCUCAAUGCGCAUUGGGAAGGAUUUUAUUCUCUUCACUAAGAAGGAGGACACCAUGACCUGUCUCUUCCUGUCUCGUACCUUUCAUGAGGAAGAAGGCAUUGAUGAAGUGAUAGUCCCAUUGCCUACCUGGAAUGCUCGAACACGGGAACCUGUCACAGACAAUGUGGAGAAGUUUGCCAUUGAGACAGAGCUCGUCUACAAAUACUCUCCCUUCCACACCGAGGAGCAGGUGAUGGCCCAGUUCAUGAAGAUUCCCGGGAAUAGUGGAACACUGGUGAUCAUCUUUAAUCUCAAGCUCAUGGACAAUGGAGAACCAGAACUAGACAUAAUCUCAAAUCCAAAAGACAUCCAGAUGGCAGAAACCUCCCCAGAGGGCACGAAGCCAGAGCGACGCUCCUUCCGAGCCUAUGCUGCUGUGCUCUAUAUUGAUCCACGAAUGAGGAUCUUCAUUCAUGGACACAAGGUGCAGACCAAGAGACUCUCCUGUUGCUUGUAUAAGCCCAGAAUGUACAAGUAUACAUCAAGCCGUUUCAAGACUCGGGCAGAACAGGAAGUGAAGAAAGCAGAGCAUGUAGCACGGAUUGCUGAAGAGAAGGCCCGUGAGGCAGAAAGCAAAGCUCGGACUUUAGAAGUACGAAUGGGUGGGGACCUGACACGGGACUCUAGGGUGAUGUUGCGGCAGGUCCAGAAUACAGCCAUCACCCUGCGUAGAGAAGCUGAUGUCAAGAAAAGGAUCAAGGAUGCCAAGCAGCGAGCACUCAAAGAACCCAAGGAACUGAAUUUUGUUUUUGGGGUCAAUAUUGAACACCGGGACCUAGAUGGUAUGUUUAUCUACAAUUGUAGUCGCCUGAUCAAGAUGUAUGAGAAAGUGGGCCCACAGCUGGAAGGGGGCAUGGCAUGUGGUGGGGUUGUUGGGGUUGUUGAUGUGCCCUACUUGGUUCUGGAACCUACACAUAACAAGCAGGACUUCGCUGAUGCUAAGGAGUACCGACAUCUACUACGAGCAAUGGGGGAGCACUUGGCACAGUACUGGAAGGACAUUGCCAUUGCCCAGCGUGGAAUCAUCAAGUUUUGGGAUGAGUUUGGCUACCUUUCUGCCAACUGGAACCAACCUCCAUCCAGUGAGCUGCGUUUCAAACGCCGGAGGGCUAUGGAAAUCCCAACCACUAUCCAGUGUGAUCUGUGUCUGAAAUGGAGGACACUCCCCUUCCAGCUGAGUUCAGUAGAAAAAGAUUAUCCUGAUACUUGGGUUUGCUCCAUGAACCCCGAUCCUGAGCAGGACCGCUGUGAAGCUUCUGAACAGAAGCAGAAGGUUCCCUUGGGGACAUUAAAAAAGGACCUAAAGACACAGGAAGAAAAGCAGAAGCAGCUGACAGAGAAAAUUCGCCAGCAGCAGGAAAAACUAGAAGCUCUUCAGAAAACCACACCCAUCCGCUCACAAGCUGACCUGAAGAAAUUGCCCUUAGAAGUGACUACCAGACCUUCCACUGAAGAACCUGUACGGAGACCUCAGCGUCCUCGGUCACCCCCUUUACCUGCCGUGAUCAAGAAUGCUCCUAGCAGACCCCCUUCUGUUCAAACUCCUAGACCAACUAGCCAACUCCGAAAGGCUUCGGUUAUCAGCAACCCCCCAAAGCUGCCUGCUACCGCAGCCCGAGGUGAAACUAGUGUAUCCAGGCUGCUCCAGCCAGCUGAGGCACCUCGAAAGCCUGCAAACUCUCCCAUCAAAACUGCACCCCGACCCACCCCUCCUGUGCAGCCCCCGUCACCAUCUCUACUCCAGAACUCCAAGAACCUUCGGGAGAUUCCUGCUCAAAAAGCCAUCAAGACUCCAGUGGUCAAGAAGCCGGAGACACCUGUUAAACAUUCUGUGGCCACCUCAGGACGGAAACGGAGUCUUGCAGUCUCUGAUGAGGAAGAGGCUGAAGAAGAAGCUGAAAAGAGGAAAGAAAGAUGUAAACGGAGCAAGUUUUCUGUGAAGGAGGAAAAGAAGGAGGCAAAUGAGCUCUCAGACAGUGCUGGGGAAGAUGACUCAGCUGAACUCAAGAAGGCUCAGAAAGAUAAAGGGCUGCAUGUAGAGGUACGUGUGAACCGGGAGUGGUACACAGGUCGUGUCACAGCUGUAGAGAUGGGCAAGAAUGUGGUCCGGUGGAAAGUGAAGUUUGACUACGUGCCCACAGACACAACACCAAGAGACCGCUGGGUGGAGAAAGGCAGUGAAGAUGUACGACUGAUGAAGCCACCUUCUCCAGAGCAUCAGAGUCCUGACACGCAGCAAGAAGGUGGAGAGGAGGAGGAGCCUGUAGCCCAACAGGCUGUGGCCUUACCAGAGCCAUCUACCUCUGAUGGUCUAGCCAUUGAGCCUGACACUACUGCCCCAAGUACCAACCAUGAGACUAUUGACCUUCUGGUCCAGAUUCUUCGCAAUUGCUUGCGAUAUUUCUUGCCUCCGAGUUUCCCCAUCUCCAAGAAGGAGCUGAGUGCUAUGAAUUCAGAAGAACUAAUAUCUUUUCCUCUGAAAGAGUACUUCAAGCAGUAUGAGGUGGGACUCCAGAAUCUGUGUCAUUCCUACCAAAGUCGUGCUGACUCACGGGCAAAAGCCUCAGAGGAGAGCUUGCGCACCUCUGAGAGAAAGCUUCGUGAGACAGAAGAAAAGUUACAGAAGUUGAGGACCAACAUUGUAGCACUCCUGCAAAAAGUACAGGAGGACAUAGACAUCAAUACAGAUGACGAGCUGGAUGCCUACAUUGAGGACCUCAUCACCAAAGGGGACUGAGGAGCUGGGAGGCAGAUAAUUCCUCUGCACACCUGCCUCAGCACAGCAGCUUCUGGGGAAGGGGAUUUCAUUAGUGAGUUGGUGGACUUAAUCUUGGUUUGACUCAUGUGGGCCAUUUGUGCUUUGGGAAGGAGAUUCCUUGAAUCUUCCGCCCUAAGUUUACAUAAAUAUUUAUUUUUUAAAAGAGAAGAUGUUAAUGCCUGCUGUGAGACUGUUCUUUUGUGUGACUCUUGAGGAAAGGGCACAGAGUCUGAGCCAUUGAGCUCCUGGAACCUCAACAUAGGAUGAAGCAAGCACCAACCUGAAGUUGGAGAGGCUCCGAGGACAGGAAGAUCAACAAUGGGAUAUGAAAAGUAUGUGGCCCCAGAGACUCAGAUCUACAAGACCCACAAGGGGGUGAUCAAAGCAGGUCCAAUAUCAGAAAGACUUCCUGUAGCAGAUCUCCUGGUGUCCAGUCAGGGCUGUGAAGGUCUGUAGGCUACCUGAGCAGCUGUCAGAGUCAUCCUGGCUGUCUUACCCAGGCAGCUUGGAGAUGAUUCUUAAUGCUCAAAUUUCCCAACGUACCACCUACUUUGUUGCUGAAGGAGCCAUUUCUCAAGUCAACCACACUGUCCAAGCUCAAACGUAGACAGCUCUGACUGGUCAAAUUGCUGGGCUGGAUAGCACUCUGAAUGUUGAACUCCAAAGAUUCUCAGGGUGUGCAGGUGUGAAAGAGCUCUCUGGAGGAGGAGGCUUCCUCAGUGGUGCUAGUUCCUGGAGAGCCUUUGCUGCUGCUUUUCUACUAUGUCCUUUGUGGGCUUCAGAGAGCCCAGCACCUCCCAUACUCUGAAACAGUGAGGAGGAGGAGGACCAUGUGCUUUAGACAACUACUCAGAACCGGAAAGGCAAGAGUUUCAUCUGAUGGCCAUUGGGAGAAUUCUGGUUCUUGUCCCACCAACUCUUCACUUCUGUUGAAGACCUCUGAAGAUAGAACUGUGACUUUGUACUCCUGAUCCAAAACACUUUGGGUUUGUUUCCUGCAUCUACCCACUUCCCACGGUGUUUGUAGAAGACGGGGAAUUGGUGAGGACUAUGCACAUGUGGCUAGAAGUGCCUGCUUGGGUUCUAGGCUGCCCCAGACUAUCCCAUCUGACAAUUCCUGAUGCAGGAUUGUUUGGGGGGGGGAAGGGGAGUAUCAUUCAGAAGUAGUCCUUUUCUCUGGAAUAUUCUCCAAUAGAAGGGUUUCCUGUGUUGGUGCACAUAACCCCCAAUCCAACUUUCUGUUGACCCUAUCCAGGCAGUGUGUGGUCCAUUUUUGUCUCUAAACCCGCUGUUUAAAGAAAAUUGGUCCUGCUUUUUUUACUGGCAGGUAAUACUUUUUUUUAACCUACACAUGUAAUCAAAACAUGUUACCAUAAAUUUCUACUGGUGAGACUCCUUAAGUUCAGUACAUUCUUAUGCGAAAUACAAGAUCUUCCUCCUCACCCAUUACAUAUCCACUGUCUUUGUUCUUAGCUUCAUUUAACAUCCACAGACACAGAACAACUUCAUUUCCUACAUUUUUUUUUAAUAUUUAUUUAUUAUGUAUACAAUAUUCUGUCUACAUGUAUGCCUGCAGGCCAGAAGAGGGCACUAGACCUCAUUACAGAUGGUUGUGAGCCACCAUGUGGUUGCUGGGAAUUGAACUCGGGACCUUUGGAAGAGCAGGCAAUGCUCUUAACCGCUAAGCCAUCUCUCCAGCCCUUCCUACAUGUUUUAUCUUUAACUUUCUGGAUAUACUAAAUCCAACCUCAGCUUUUCUGAAUGCUGCUUGUUCCUAUGUCCUACUGUUCUGAUGGCAAGAUAAAAUAUAGGGUCUUUCCUGGGAACAGCAUGAAAUAGCUGACCUUGGAACCGAUUGAUAAGGUAUCCACCGGCUCUAAAAGAGAGGGAUAGGGUUGAAGAUGCUAAGUGACAGGUGGACAUGGUAAGAAUUCACUUAUUACAAAGGGCUGAACAUGAAAAGCAAGGCUUCUACCUGAUCCCCACGUUCUCCCUAGAGAUCAGAUUAUUCAUCUUGGAUACAGCAACACAUCUGCCCUCUUGGGUUUCCUUAGGUUUUUCACCAAGUACGUCAUACUUUGUUUCAGAGUGAGUCUAGUAUACGUCAGCUUUGUUCUGAACCAUCACAGGACAUUUCAUUAUCUUGAAUGUGUUGUCAUGUAACAGUCUGUGAACACUUGUGUUUCUAACAUCUGUGGAAAAAGCUGUGGUGUGUGUAUGCUUUUAUCCAUUACACUUGUAUACAGGGUAAAUUCCAGAAAGGACAUCAGAUAGAUUCCCAUUCUGCUCCCAACAGCUUCAGUUGUAACUCAUUAAUAGUGGGUAUCUCCAAAUGAUACUGGGCAUCACAAAUGUGACUGGGCAUUUUCAUUGGCUUGC
Messenger RNA from Chionomys nivalis (European snow vole), 7083 nucleotides. RefSeq names its product MORC family CW-type zinc finger 2 (gene Morc2). Bases 1588 to 4683 code for a protein of 1031 amino acids. Gene Ontology annotation, molecular function: zinc ion binding. Lineage: Eukaryota; Metazoa; Chordata; Mammalia; Rodentia; Cricetidae. The record is from RefSeq and is a predicted model, not a curated record. Gene Ontology annotation, cellular component: nucleus. The transcript is spliced from 26 exons.